UGCUAUCCGGAUCAUUUUUUAUCUUCAUUUUAUAAUUACAAUUGGAAGCCAUUUUUUUUCGCACCUCCCGGCCAGCAGGUGGCACUAAGACGCCAUAAACUGUAAACCUCAAAGGAAAAGAAGAAUGGCGUUAGCUGCUAGCUGUUGUUAGCAGAGCUCCAGGACAACGCGGCCUGCAGAACCGGGGAACCGUGAGUGGUUCUGACCGCUCUGAGGACCUUGUUGAGGAGCCGGUUAGAUCAGAACCAGUCGGUCCAAAAGAAGCAAAUGGUAAAACCAUAAAAGUUCGGCUGAAUCUGUAUCAGACCGAAGGUAAGCCCAUGGAGACCCUCAAUGAGACCCCCGCUGUGUUACAGCCCCGUUGGAAGCGGGUCCUAGGCUGGACCGGCCCGGUUCCGCGACCCCGGCACGGACACCGGGCCGUGUCCAUCAAGGAGCUGAUGGUUGUGUUCGGAGGGGGAAACGAGGGAAUCGUGGACGAGCUCCACGUCUAUAACACAGCCACCAACCAGUGGUUCAUCCCAGCGGUGCGCGGCGACAUCCCUCCUGGCUGCGCCGCCUACGGCUUCGUGUGCGACGGGACGCGGCUGCUGGUGUUCGGAGGGAUGGUGGAGUACGGCAAGUACAGCAACGAGCUGUAUGAGCUGCAGGCCAGCCGCUGGGAGUGGAAACGUCUGAAGGCCAAACCCCCGAAGAAAGGCCCGCCCCCCUGCCCGCGACUCGGACACAGCUUCUCUCUGAUUGGCUCCCGCUGCUUCCUGUUCGGCGGCCUGGCCAAUGAGAGCGAGGAUCCUAAGAACAACAUUCCCAGGUACCUGAACGACCUGUACUGCCUGGAGCUGCGACCCGGUUCCACGGUGGUCAGCUGGGAGAUCCCGCCCACUUCGGGCCCGGCGCCGCCGCCCAGGGAGAGUCACACGGCAGUGAUGGCGAGCAGGGGCGGAGUCAGCCGACUCAUCAUCUAUGGCGGGAUGAACGGCUGCCGGCUGGGCGACCUGUGGAUCCUGGACGUAGACUCUCUGGUGUGGAGCCAACCAGCUCUCAGCGGGACGCCACCCCUCCCCCGCAGCCUGCACUCUGCCACCGUCAUCAACCACAAGAUGUACGUGUUCGGAGGAUGGGUCCCUCUCAUCGAGGACGACGUCAAGAUGGGGACCCAUGAGAAGGAGUGGAAGUGCACCAACAACCUGGCCUGCCUCAACCUGGAGACGAUGUGCUGGCAGACGGUUCUGAUGGACGGUGAUGAGGAGAACCUUCCCAGAGCGCGGGCCGGCCACUGCAGCGUCGCCAUCAACUCCCGCCUCUACAUCUGGAGCGGCCGCGACGGAUACCGCAAGGCCUGGAACAACCAGGUGUGCUGCAAGGACCUGUGGUACCUGGAGACAGAGUGUCCCGUGGCGCCGUCCCGGGUCCAGCUGGUCCGGGCCAACACCUCGUCCCUGGAGGUGAGCUGGGGUCCGUCCAAAACCGCCGACACCUACCUGCUGCAGCUGCAGAGGUACGACAUCCCCGCCACACCCGCUGCCGCAGCACCCGCCAGCCAUGCUGUCCCGCCGCCCGGAAGCCCGUCAGCUGCAGCGGUCCUGAAGAUGGCGACGGCGCCCGGUGCAGCCAUGGCGACGCUUUCUGCAGGUGUUCGCGUGUCGCCACCUGCCCAGCCCGGUCAGACGCCAAUCAGCAGCAGCCCCCAGAUGAGCGGCAUGGCGGCCCUGGCGGCGGCGGCGGCGGUGACGCAGAAGAUCCCUCCGUCCUCAGCGGCCGUCCUCGGCGCCGUGAAGACUGUCAACAACCCGGCCACGCGUCUGCUGAAGACAGCCGCCGCUCAGGUGGGCGGGGCUUCGGUAGUCCCCGCCCCCACGGCGCAGAGCCGGCCAAUCAUCACCGUGCAUAAGUCCGGCUCACUGAUGGUCUCCCAGCAACCGCAGGUGGUCACCACUGUGGUGGGCGGAGUCACGAAGACCAUCACCAUCGUCAACAGCCCCAUUAGCCUGGGAGGAGGCGGGGCUUUGAUUGGUAACCUUGGCAACCUGGGGAAGAUGGUGUCUGUGGUCCAAACCCGACCGGUCCAGAGCGCAGUGGUUACUGGUCAGGCUGGGAGCAGCCCAGUCACUCAGAUCCUUCAGACGAAGGGCAUACUUCCUGCGGGAACCAUCCUGAAGCUGGUGAGCACCGCGGACGGGAAGCAGACCGCCAUCAUCAGCACGACGCAGGCCGGCUCCAACAAACCCGCCAUCAUCAAGACCAUCCCGCUGUCGGCUCUGCAGGGAGCAGCAGGUGGGAACAGUCCAAUCACCAUCCUGAGCUCCAAGGUGGGAACUCCAGGAACGGAGAAGUUGAUCAACGCCGUCCCCAGGAUGUCCGCGGGCCAGCAGGUCACACAGGUGGUGCUGAAAGGAGCCCCCGGGGUGGCCGGUACCAUCCUCAGAACCGUACCAAUGAGCGGAAUCAGGGUGGUGUCUCCGGCCGCCGCUGGCACCAAGCUGGUUGUCAAGGGAACCACAGGCGUCUCCAGCCUGGGGAUGGGAACAGGAAACGUCUCUGCCGCCUUGUUGGGAGGAGCCUCGCUGACCACACCCUCCGCCUCAUUGGCCAGCCAGGUUGCCACAGCAACCGCCUCCGGACCUAGACAGGUACCUGCUGCAGGUUCGGGCUCGUUUAGCCCCGCCCCGCCCCGCUCCGACGAUCCUCCUGCUUCCUGUCUGCAGGUGACUCUGAUCACGACACCCAGCGGCGCCGAGCCACAGCCGCUGGUCCAGGACCUGCCGGUCUCCUUCAUGGCCUCCCCGACCUCAGAGGAACCUGGCAGCACCACAGGUACCACUACUACCACUAACGCCGAGGGAGACGCAGCCACAGCGGUGACUCUGGUCUGCUCCAACCCCCCCUGUGAGACCCAUGAGACCGGAACCACCAACACCUUCACCACCGCUGGGGCCGGCGGAGUCCAACAGGUGUGCUCCAACCCCCCCUGUGAGACUCAUGAGACCGGAACCACCAACACCGCCACCACCGCUACAGCUCAGCAGAGUGGAGACGGUCUCCAUGGAGACGCCACAGAUUCUGCCCCCUCGUCUGAUGCUGCCGUCAGUCAGAGUGCAGCGGUUACCACAGUAACGCAUGCCACGCCCACACCGGGUCCGUCUGUCCCGGAUCUCUCCUCAUUGGUUGGUGCUGAGAGGGCGGAGUCCUCUGAAACCCUCGCCAUGGCAACAGGAGAAGAGGAGGAGCCAGCAAUGACAGACGGCCAAUCAGAGGGCAUGAUGUCAUCAGGAGUGUCGGAGCUGCAGGUUGAGAUGGCGUCCUCAGACGGAGGUCUUCCUCAGCAGCUGAUGUCAUCAGAGGGGGACGGAGGUGAGGAGAUCUCCAGGACGAUGACCUUCACGCUGACGACGGGACAGGUCCCAGACCAGAUGGCUGUUGCCUUGGCGACCGAGGGAGCAGCCAGGACCGUCGGUGAAUCAGGCGACCAGGCCAUCCGUAUCGUUCUGACACCACAGGAGCUGGCGGCGCUGGUCCAACAGCAGCAGGAACCAGAACCAGAACCCAGCAGCGUGCCCACAGAGGGGCUCGCCCCGGCCGACAGCCUGAACGACCCGACCGCAGAGAGCCACGCCUCCCAGCCGGCCGCCGCCGCCGCUGUCAUCAGCGCCGUCGCCCGGCUGGCCAGCACAUUCAGCCCCGCCCCUUUGGUGACGGAGACCAAGACCACGGCUGUCGCUAUGACGACGGAAACCACCAACGGCAUCAGAGAGCCGCCUCCUGAACCGACCUCUCGAAUGAAGUCGGCGCCAAAGGAGAACCCGUGGUUUGACGUCGGCAUCAUGAAGGUCACCAACGCCGUUGUGACUCAUUACUACGUUCCCUACGACGACGAUGACAACGCGGUGGAGGAUGACUCCGGGGCGGCGCCGGACUACAGCCAGAUGAGGAGGGUGGAGCUUCAGCCGGGAACCGCCUACAAGUUCCGGGUGGCAGGGAUCAACAUCUGCGGCCGCGGCGCCUUCUCCGAGGUGGCGGCGUUCAAGACGUGCCUCCCCGGGUUUCCUGGAGCGCCGUGCGCCAUCAAGAUAAGCAAGAACCUGGGCGGGGCCCAGCUCACCUGGGAGCCGCCCGCCGUCACCGCGGGGAGCAUCACAGAGUACUCGGUGUACCUGGCCAUCCAGUCCAGCCAGGCCAAGCCGCCCGGUUCUGGCCCAGCCCAGCUAGCCUUCAUGAGGGUGUACUGUGGUUCCGACCCGUGCUGCCUUGUUCAGGCCUCCACCCUGGCCAACGCGCACAUCGACUACACCACCAAGCCGGCCGUCAUCUUCCGCAUCGCCGCCCGCAACCAGAAGGGCUACGGGCCGGCCACGCAGGUCCGAUGGCUGCAAGAAACCAGUAAAGACUCCAAGCCGGCGCUGAAGAGAAGUGGAGCUUCUCAGGGAAUGUAAGAACCGGCGCCGUAUCCCAGAAUCCCACCUGACACAAAGAUGGUUGCCAAAAACUCAACCUGCUCCACCAGAACCUGAGCUCACAGAUACCGGACCUUGGUUCUGGUUUCAUCAAUCAGCUGAGACCAACGGCGGAUUUUGUCGAAGGUCCAAACCCGAUCGGCAGCUGCUCCGGAGGUUCUGAAACUCCUCCGACUCAUUUCUACUUGGGUCCAGGUACAUCAGCGUCCAAUCAGACGGGCUGAUGGUUCUGAAGGUUUUGGAGCUCCUCCAUCACACUGUGAGGUUCUGGUCCAAACUCUGUUCUCCUUCAGAACCAACCCAACACAAUGUGAAGAGCCAGAACCGGCUCCCUCCCUCCCGGUCCGUUUCUGUUCCUGAUUUUAAACCAUGAAAACACCAGAACCAGAAUUUUCUUGAAUGUUGGACUGUUAGCUCAUCCGGAUCCGUUCAGAUCAGAACUGUCAAACUCCUGGCCCGAUGUGGGUGGAGCUUAAAGACAACAGGUGUGUUCAGGUGACGUCCCCUGGGUCAGAACUUUGCCUUUUCUUUGAGUUCUGGUGUUUAGUGGGCGGAGCCUGAGAUGAUUGAGACGCCCUAAAGUGGGCGGGGUCUCGAUUGUGGGCGGGGCCUGAUGUAAAAAAAAAAUUCUUAAGCUUUAAUAAAACAAGUUUUUGGUUUUCUUUCUGUUGACAGAGGGCUCUGAUUGGUCCGCUUGUGCUGAUGUUUAAUAUUCUCUGGAACAAUAAAGAUUUUUAGAGCAUUUUUA
Messenger RNA from Xiphophorus couchianus (Monterrey platyfish), 5199 nucleotides. It is a transcript of the gene hcfc1b, whose product is annotated as host cell factor C1b. Lineage: Eukaryota; Metazoa; Chordata; Actinopteri; Cyprinodontiformes; Poeciliidae. Gene Ontology annotation, cellular component: histone methyltransferase complex. The transcript is spliced from 27 exons. The coding region runs from base 321 to 4430 and encodes 1369 amino acids. Gene Ontology annotation, molecular function: protein binding; transcription coactivator activity. Gene Ontology annotation, biological process: chromatin remodeling; regulation of DNA-templated transcription. The record is from RefSeq and is a predicted model, not a curated record.